Oncorhynchus gorbuscha (pink salmon) is the source of this 3344-nucleotide messenger RNA. Its product is annotated as rhodopsin kinase grk7a-like. Gene Ontology annotation, cellular component: cytoplasm. Bases 142 to 1803 code for a protein of 553 amino acids. Gene Ontology annotation, molecular function: rhodopsin kinase activity; ATP binding. Gene Ontology annotation, biological process: regulation of signal transduction; signal transduction; protein phosphorylation. The transcript is spliced from 4 exons. NCBI's taxonomy places the organism in Eukaryota, Metazoa, Chordata, Actinopteri, Salmoniformes, Salmonidae. The record is from RefSeq and is a predicted model, not a curated record.
CAUUCGCAUCCAGUCUUUGGAGCGAGUUGCACACACACAGACACGCACACUCAGAAAACACACUGCACAGAGCAAGCGAUCCUAAGGAACUGCUGAAGAACCCAGUCACGUAGGGGGGAUAGACCAGACAAAGCCACCAAGAUGUGUGACAUGGGGGGAUUGGAUAACCUGGUGGCCAACACGGCCUACCUGAAAGCCCAGGGUGGCGACGACAAGGAGAUGAAAAAGCGUCGUCGGAGUUUGUCGCUGCCCCUGGCCGAGCAGUGUGCCACCAUCCGGACUACCAUUGAUAAGAACUUUGAGUCGCUCUGUGAGAGGCAGCCAAUCGGCAAGAAGUUCUUCCGGCAGUUCCUGACUGCUACCCCAGAGUACAUCAAUGCCGCUGAGUACCUGGACGAGCUGAAUGACUGGGAUCUGGCGGAAGGUGCUGACAAGGAUAAGCAGAGGGCGAACAUGAUGAAAAAGUUUUGCAAGGCCGACUCCAAUAACUUUCUGACCUACCUCACUGGGGAGGUAGCCGACAAGUGUAAGGCAGUGACGGACAAUGACUUUGACGAAGUGAUGAAUGUCAAGGUGAAGGAAGCCACACGGGAGUUUCUGAAAGACAAGCCCUUCACGGACUACCAAACUAGCCCCUUCUUUGACAAAUUCCUGCAGUGGAAGGAGUACGAGAAGCAGCCCAUCAGUGAUAAAACCUUUUAUGAGUUCAGAACUCUGGGUAAGGGAGGUUUCGGAGAGGUAUGUGCCGUACAGGUGAAGAACACAGGCCAGAUGUACGCCUGCAAGAAGCUGUGCAAGAAGCGCCUGAAGAAGAAACAUGGUGAGAAGAUGGCCCUGCUGGAGAAGCAGAUCCUGGAAAAGGUCAACAGCCUGUUCCUUGUCAACCUGGCCUACGCCUACGACACCAAGACCCACCUGUGCCUUGUCAUGACUCUGAUGAACGGCGGUGACCUCAGGUACCACAUCUAUUACGUCAGUGAGAAGACCAAGGGUAUCGAGAUGCCACGUAUCAUCUACUACACAGCGCAGAUCUGCACAGGCAUCCUUCAUCUGCAUGAAAUGGAUAUCAUAUAUCGUGACAUGAAGCCCGAGAACGUGCUGCUGGACAGCUUUGGCCAGUGCCGACUCUCUGAUCUGGGUCUGGCCGUGGAGCUGCCCGCCGGAAAGACCAUCUCCCAGAAGGCUGGAACCGGAGCAUACAUGGCCCCUGAGAUCCUGAACGAUGUUCCCUACAGGACAUCGGUGGACUGGUGGGCGCUGGGAUGCAGUAUUUACGAGAUGGUGGCUGCCUACACCCCGUUUAAGGGUCCCGAAUCCGGGAAGCAGAAGGUGGAGAAGGAGGAGGUGCAACGUCGCAUCUGCAAAGAGGAACCCCCGUGGGAGCACAAGAACUUUGAUGCGCCCACCAAGGCCAUCAUCCAGGAGUUCCUCAAGAAGAAUAUCGAUGAACGCCUGGGCUGCAAGGGAGGAGGUGAGGACCCCCGUAAGCACGAGUGGUUCAAGUCCAUCAACUUUCCUCGUCUGGAGGCUGGUUUGAUCGACCCCCCUUGGGUGCCCAAGCCCAACGUGGUCUAUGCCAAGGACACUGGCGACAUCGCUGAGUUCUCCGAGAUUAAGGGCAUUGUGUUCGACGCCAACGACGAGAAGUUCUUCAAUGAGAUUGGCACGGGAGCGGUGGCCAUUCCGUGGCAACAGGAGAUGAUCGAUACGAACCUGUUUGACGAGCUGAACGACCCCAACAGGAAAGAGAGUGCUGGGGGUGAUGACGGGGAGGGGAAGUCUGGCACGUGCACAUUGCUGUGAACAGUCAAACCUGGCACAUAUAUACACCGAAACAUGGCACCAAUACAUCAACUGAUUCGCUCAUGUUCUGUAAAAUUCUUGUAAAACAUUACACACAGAAAUAAUUGAACAAAAUGCAUCGGAGAACCACAAGAGAGAGAUUAGGUAUCCUUCACUGGACCUGGCCGAUUUCCAUUGAUUUUAGUAAAAUGGGUUGAAAGUUCCCUGAGCUUCCAAACACAUAGGAGAGUAAAGGUGGCUUUACCAAGAUUGGUAUUGGUAGUCUCUUCAGAUUGCAGCUACUCCCAGAUGUUUCUCAUGAUGUAUUUGUGCCCUCCUGGCCAACAGGGGUCGUAAGAUUAAAAUAUAACAAAUUCAUAUUGUGGAUAAAACAUUUUUUUAAAUGAUUAAUGGAUAAACACAGGCCUCUGUUUACAUACAGCCUGCAUCAGAAAGAUGUGUGUAUGUAGACUGCAGUGCUAGCCCUAGGCCUGAAACCUAGGCAUUGGCCACAAUGGAGCACGGUAUGCUGAAUUUACUAGUUUGGGAAUAUGGAAUAUCUCAUUCUUGAUUGUGUUCCAUUAAUUGAAUUUGAUAGAGGCCACAUUUUAUUCAACCGUCCCCCCGUCCCGUCCCCAUCCCCCCGUCCCGUCCCCCGUCCCCGUCCCCGUCCCCCCGUCCCGUCCCCGUCCCCCACACCGAGAUUCCUUUUGUCUCUCUAAAGGCAGAGGUGAUAACUUUUUUUUGUUGUCAAAUAUUUCAAAAGAUCAAUGUCUGUAUGGACACGUCACCUUUUUUAGAAAUUCCACCUGGAAGCGAUCAGAAGCGAAGAAAUAAUAUUUCUACAUCAGAAGUUAUUUCAAAACGAAAUGUGGCAGAGAUUUUACUAACCUUUAGUCGAUCACUAAAUUUCCAAGCAGAUGCACUUUACAAGCUAGCAUCUAGUUUUAUUUCAAAACGAUGUUGUAUAUGAAUAUAAAUAUGUAUAUCUAUGCAUUGACAUGGGGAGAAAUCCACAGAUUAGGUGCUAGUCAGGACUUGAUGAAUGCUCAACUCUCAUUGGGCUGUGAAGGUUCUAUGCCCUGGUUUCUCAGGAGAGAGGAAUGGAAUGUAGAGAAAAUCCAGUGGGAUUCUAUAUUAGAAGAUUGAACAUUGAGAGGAGUUGGGCUUGGCCAACAACGUGUUCCUGUACCAGGAAUAUCUAUUUGUCCCUCCCCCCAAUGCUUCCAUUCAUGUGAUUUGUCUGAAGUUCGAGAUACAUGUAGAAAAAAGUUAGAAUCUAGUUAGCUUGCUAGCUUUCAAAACUUUUAACAAAGAAAAUCACAGUUCCCUUGUUUGUUGUCUCAGGGUUAAGACUUAUUUCAUAUAAUAAUAAUAACAAUAAUAUAUCAUUAUUAUAUAACUUUAAAUGGACUAAUUUUAUUAUAUUAUACUAUGAAUAUCAAUAUCAUAAACAUACUUGUAAAUAUAAUUUGAGAGGAAAACAUUACAUAUGCUACUCUAUGUCAGUCAUUUAUCAGGGACUUGCUUGAAUCUUGAAUUAUUUGAAUAAAAAUAUGUCU